AUGGAUUGGCUGCAGAAAGAGUCGGGGGAGUUGAUAGGGAUUCGGCAUUUGCUGGGUGGCGUUCGAGAUGAGGGUUUGGGGGUACAUGAAAGCAGGCAGGGGGAAACGAUACAAAUAUCGGGCAAUGUCAUCGUAGUGAUUGAUCGUUCCAUUGCAUUUGAACUGCAUGGCGAGGCGUUACGAGCACAUUACUCCAAGCAUCGUCAAGUGUCUGUCAUUGCGUUUCCGUAUAUCGAAGGUCCACUUUCUCAUCGCUCCCUCUUCCAUGUCUUUGAAACGUUGACAGGCCAGUAUGACGAGGCGCUAUGCUGGACGACUGCAUCAAUACAUGCUGGGCUAUUGACCACAAUCACCUUUACAUUCAGAGUGAUGGUGAUGCAAGCCUUCCAUUCUGAAUAUGCAAUAGAGAAGCAAUGGCAUGUUCAAGUGACUGUGAUGAAUUACAAGACGAAGCAGUCAGGAGAAUUAUUAAUUGAUAAAGACGGUCACCUGAAGGAAAACCGUCGAGAAAUGAGCAAGUAUGGUGAUGGUCUUGAACCCUCCGCUUGGUUGCUUGAGGACCCUGAGGAAGGCAGGGUUGAAGCAAAGAGUCCAGGGGAGCUAGGGGCAGAUGAAAUGGGAGAUAAACCAGUCACAGAUGUUGACAUCGUGGCGUCGGUGUUACCAAAAAUGUGGUUGAAAUCAGUGGCUGACGAGGAAGAUGGGAACCUUGGAGGCACAUCUCCAGACAGAUCCAGGGAGCCAUCGUCGAUGGGGCUACUUCUGCCAGCAUCUAAAGGGAGUGGGACUUCUCCCUUUGAAGAUGACGGUAGAGGAUUGGGGAAAGCGCUGGGGGGGCGGCAACUUCUUUUCCCUUGA
This is a messenger RNA of Cantharellus anzutake, 858 nucleotides long. RefSeq lists its product as uncharacterized. NCBI's taxonomy places the organism in Eukaryota, Fungi, Basidiomycota, Agaricomycetes, Cantharellales, Hydnaceae. The coding region runs from base 1 to 858 and encodes 285 amino acids. The transcript is spliced from 7 exons. The record is from RefSeq and is a predicted model, not a curated record.